UCCGCCUUCGCAGCGCUACCUUCUCCCCACGCCCACAGUCGAGCUACGCCCAGUAGCUAGCACCCACUACCCUUCCAGGCACCAGCGACCAUUGAUCCAUCCAUCGGCUGUCGCACCGGAGCAUAGUCACAAUGUCGCCGCGACGCUCCUCGCGGGCUCGCACCACCCAGCCAACCUCCAGCGCACCGGCAACACACAGCGGCUCCUCGUCGUCCACCUCAUCUAGACACACAGAACGAGCGGCGAGAACGAUUCACAAGCAGUCUAGCCCCCAAAAGUCCUCUACUCCCCACUCGCUCUCCUCGGAGGAGGUCGACGAUGCCCAUCGCGGCUCCCAGGUCGAGCGGCCGCAGACCCGACGCCGAACCCGCGAGCAGGACAAUGACGAAGACGAUUCUACAAAGCUCGAGGAGGACCUCGAGGACGAGAUUGCUGAGGAGGAAGAGAUCACGCGCUGCCUGUGCGGGCAGCAAGAGUACCCGGGUGCACCCUCAGAUGGCGGCAAGUCCAGAGAUGGUCAAUCAUCCUCAUUGACAGAUUCUGACGUGCAGAAUGAUGAAGCAGGUGGCCUGUUCAUUCAAUGCGACAUCUGCAAGGUCUGGCAGCACGGCGGCUGCGUCGGCAUCAUGGACGAAGCUGCCAGCCCCGAUGAGUACUUUUGCGAGGAGUGCAGAAAAGACCUGCACAAGCUCAUGACGAGCUCGAAAGGACAAAAGUACUCGCGCUAUCUCCCCGUCUACGAGCAGAACCACUCCAAGACCUCCCGGAAGACAUCUUUGUCAAAGGAACCGGAAAGCAAGGCGCCUAAGGACAAGGAUAGAAACAAUAGGGCAAGCGUCGAGUCGUUGGGCAAGCGGCGAUCAACCAUGAAUAGUCGGGCCGCCUAUGACGAGGACGAGGUGCUUAGGAAGGUGUUGGAGGAGAGCAAGAAUGAGGGGACAUCUACUCUUUCGGAAAACGGGAAUAGGAAGAAGCGCGGACGCGACGAGAGCGAAGAAAUCAAACAGGAAAGCAAGCGACAGCGCACAAGUUCAAGAUCACCAAGCAACUCCCCAGUCCUAUGGUCUGAUGAAGAGAUACCCAAGGCUACCGCACCCAAGCAGAAACCUCGGGGAGCUGCGGCCAAGAGUCAGCGGGAAAAAGAGUUAAGGGAAAAGGAACGCGAACGAGAGCGGGCUGAAGCUGCAAAUCGGAGGAAGGGCCGCGCUGAGCGUAGGAAAGGCGACGAUCCGGACACGGUCGAGGUAGAACCAGCAGAGGACCCUUCAAUGGCUCCCUCGGCGUCUGAAUCCGUUGCCCCCGACACGUCUUCCACCGACCUUAAACCCGCGCCUGUACAAAGAAAGUCAGGGCGACCCCCACAAAAACGACAGAGUAGACUUGGCCGGAAUCAAUACACGCGAGAUGCCCCAACACCAGCAACGAACGGCGCGUCCCCGGCAGCGAACGACACGCCCAAUUCUCCACAGAUAUCUGUCACGAAUGGGGUUGGCAAUGGGCACGAGAGCAGUGACGGAGCCGCUGGAAACAAGCCAGGCAAAUCAAAGAAUUGGCGCCUGGAGAAGUUAUCGUGGAACGAGAUACGACGACCGGCUGGCCAUAUGCAAAACUACAUCACCCAGCGACAGGUUGAAUUGGCUGCGGAAAAGCCACCGUCGGCGCUGUCUGUUCAGUCUCCAACCGCGGUCAACGGCGAGCAGAAACAGGAGGGGCCUAAGGACAAUGAGGAUGAUAUUGAACACUUUAGGAAACUCAACACGCUUCAGAUGAUGGACGACUUAAGCAGGGAGCUGGUCCACUGGCAGCGCAUGAUUGCCGAGCAGACGGAGAAGUGAUUGGAGCAGCAUCAACAGCAUCUAGCGUAAUCGGUUCGUUUAACAUUUUGAUUUCGUUCCAAUCAUCUGCAUACUGCAUAGGCUGCUGGCAUAUGCAGCAGCAUUUUGCUCUGGAUAUCGGC
Lindgomyces ingoldianus is the source of this 1957-nucleotide messenger RNA. RefSeq lists its product as uncharacterized. The record is from RefSeq and is a predicted model, not a curated record. The transcript is spliced from 4 exons. Gene Ontology annotation, biological process: negative regulation of silent mating-type cassette heterochromatin formation; negative regulation of rDNA heterochromatin formation. NCBI's taxonomy places the organism in Eukaryota, Fungi, Ascomycota, Dothideomycetes, Pleosporales, Lindgomycetaceae. Bases 132 to 1835 code for a protein of 567 amino acids. Gene Ontology annotation, cellular component: Rpd3L complex; Rpd3L-Expanded complex.